GGGAGUGCGCAGAUGCACGUCAUUUCCCUGAAGAGCGCCGCUUCCUUGGAACCGCACGCGCUGCUCACCCACUCUGUCUCAUCUUACUCUGACUUACUCUAGUAUACGGAUCUUACCAAAAAUGGGAUUUACUUCACUUGAAGAGCAAUCAUUUCGAAAGGAUUAACUUUUUUGUUCACUAGAAAAUAUACUAUGUGAAAACUGUAUUAAAACUCGCUGGCAAUAAUGCGGAUACAGAUCUAUAUCAGUGUCACUGUCUUGAUCUUAUUCCAGAAAUCCGCCUCAGAGGCCGUGAGUCGCCCGCCUCCUCCUGCUAACGUGACCAUACAUUGUGACAACUAUGGAGUUGAAGCACGAUGGGAAUAUCCUGACCAGAGUCGGGACGUAUACUUCUUUGUGGAGGUGACAUAUUCCACUGGAAGGGAAAGUGAGACCACACAAAAUCUAAGUUUAAACAUAUCCAGUAUGCUGUCUAGACCAGCAUUCAAUCGCUACUUUGUCACUGUGAGGGCCGUGCGGGGAGGACUGGAGUCAGAUCUAUGCGAAUCAGCUAUUUUCAGCUUCACUGCAGAAGCUGACAGCAAAAUAAAGUGUUAUUUGGAUUUUCCUGAGGUUGAACUUUCUCCUAAAGAUGGUAAACUUCACGUCCAGUUCAUCAACCCUCCGCAUCUGUACAGAAACACGCCGGCUCUGAGGGACCUUGUAGAUCUGAAUUACUAUAUUGAAACAGAAGAGAGUAAGAAGAGUUUCACCUGCGGAAUGAAGAAUGAAACAUGCGAGUCGUCCAUUGAGUUUUCUGAGCACAGAGGAGUUUACUGUGUCAAUCUGACAGGAAAGUUUGGACAGAGACCACUCAAUCCUAGAAGCAAAUGUUUCGAAGGAGACAUAAGUAUCUAUCCAUCGUUCACCGUGUACCUGUAUCCAGUGCUGGGGGUCGCCUCAACGUUGAUUUUCAUAACCGUCAUCAUUAUGCUGCUAGCGAAGAAAUUCAACUCAGAAAUUAAGAAGAAUGCUAUCACUGCAUUUCCCAAGUUUUUGGUUUUCAACCCAGCACCAGCAGGCCAGUGCAAAGUACUGAAAGUGGAGACGGAGAACAUGGACAGCAAAGUGAAGAUCGAACCGGUCGGGGAUCCUCAGGAGAAAACCACAUUAAUAGAGAUGUACAGCGAUGAGGAGCAGUCCUCUGGUGACAGGGAUGUGCGAAUAGGUGACUUGGACAAUGAAAGUGCAUAUGGGCCUAACAUGCUCGAUGAAGAUGAUGAAGAUAAUGAAGAUGAGCCGGGCAGCCUGUCGAAUGGCUACGACAGUCCGCACAUCAACCUCUGUCUGUAGAUGAGUCCUGGAGAUACUGUGAAUGUUUAUGGACCCUAGAGACUCCCCAAAGCACUCUUCGGAUUGCUUCCAGAGGUCUAGAAGUAAAGGAAAGUCCCAAACAGACAAUAAAAGCACCUGCUGCCGGGAUGUUCUGGGAACAUGAUACAGGUUGGGACUGUUCAUACAAAUACAAGCCCACACAUGACAUCAUGAAAUGGAAUUCCCCCAAGGUUUUCCGGUUCAUGGCACAAUGGAAAAAUCAUGUGUUUGGCAUUUGUCUUCAUUACUGACACUCCCUUUAUUUGAACUGAAACUUCUGUUGAAUUGACACUAGUUCAGCAUAAUGCUUAUACUUGUUGCUACAUGUGGUAGUUUGAUCUACAGGCCGGCCAGAAUCAUAUUCUAUGGCCUUUGAACAAAGAUUUACAGCAUCAUUUACAAGUGCUGCUCAGGUCAUGGGACUCACAUCAUUGGAUUUGUUGCAUUCUCUCACGUCUUAUCGGAAUUACCGGCAUUGCAAAAGAACUGUGUUUCUGUGGCAACACUCACAACACCAAACGGAUCAUUCGUUCAGCAGUUUUGUUGAGUGACAGUGAAAUACUACACUCAUUCACCUCUAUAUUUAUCCUCUUUUUAAAUAUGAAGUGCAGCAGAUAUGAGCUGUAAUAAAAUGACACAUCAAACAAAAAUGUACUUUUUCAGCAACGUAGCCUUAAUAAGAGUCUUCCUUUAAAAACAUUACAAAAUCUUACCAACCCCAAAUGUUUGAAUGGUAGUGUAUGCAGUUAACUUUUAUAAAAUACUUCCAGCUCACAAUUACAAUUUCCAGCAAAAACAUGAACAUUGUCAACUCAGAAACUUGUAAAUGUAAUUCUGACAUGAUGUAAUUCAAUUCAUGACACAACUGGAGCACAUUGUCAUGUAGCAGAUCUUCAAGCUCAAUUCAGAUGAAAACAGGAACUUUAAUUUCAGGUCAAUGCUGUUUAUUGUUCAGAUCAUGUGAAUGACAUUUAUGCACUUUGCCUAAACAUGGUAGAGGAGAAGAGAAUUUCGUCAUAAUGAACUGAGAAGCCACUUUAUAAGCCAUCAGUCCUUACAGGCAGCUGAUAGUUUGCAUUAAGUUCAUUAUUGUGCCACCGGUAAAAAUGUGAUUGAUUUUUUUUUUCCUCCCAUAAUGUUUUUUUUAUUAAAAGUGGGGUUAGGAUUCUAUGGAAAAAAUAGUACUUGUGUUUUACUGUGUAUGUGUGUUUUUAUAAACUUUUUAGAAUGUGAUGAAUAGGUUUAAUUACAUUUUUGUACAUAUAUAUUUACCUUUAAACAGUCGAGCCUGAUAAACAGAAGAGAUUCUA
This is a messenger RNA of Megalobrama amblycephala (Wuchang bream), 2663 nucleotides long. RefSeq names its product interferon gamma receptor 1 (gene ifngr1). Lineage: Eukaryota; Metazoa; Chordata; Actinopteri; Cypriniformes; Xenocyprididae. The coding region runs from base 226 to 1332 and encodes 368 amino acids. Gene Ontology annotation, molecular function: protein binding. The transcript has 7 exons. The record is from RefSeq and is a predicted model, not a curated record.